CCUUUUUGAGGAGGCUUGGAACACCCAAGUCAGAGUAGGUGGUACUUUAGCUCCUUGUGUCCCCUUUUUGGGGACGUUUGGAAUAACCAGGGCAGAACAGCUGGCACUUUGUCUCCUUUUACCCCUUCUGAGGACGCUCAGAACACCCAGGGCAGAACAGCUGGCACUUUAACUCCUUUUGCCCCUCCUGGGGACGCUCAGAACACCCAGGGCAGAACAACUGGCACUUUAUCUCCUUUUGCCCCAUUUUGGGGAUGCUCAGAACACCCAGGGCAGAACAGCUGGCACUUUAUCUCCUUUUGCCCCUCCUGGGGACGCUCGCAAGGACCCGCCGAGCGCGGCGCCGAGCCCAGCGCGCACCCGGGGGCGCUGCCGCAUCCCCGGCGCUCCUGCCCUCCUCCUCCUGCCUCUCUCCUCCUCCUCCUCAUCCUCCUCCCCCCGGAAAGCAGCCCGGCCCACCGCCGCCGGAACAAAAGCGGCGCCGAAGGUGGCCGCUGCGGCCGCGCCAGCAUGUCCGCCAGCGGGGGCAGCUCCCCGGGCCACGCCGUGAAGAAGCGGAGCUCCGCCGGCGGCUCGGCCGCCUCGCUGGCGCAGGAGGAUGAGAAGCAAGCCAUGGAGAAGAUGCUGGAAGGCGCGCAGGAGAACGGCUGCGCCCGCUCGCCGUCGCCCUGCGGCUCGGCCGAGGGGGUGGCCCUGAAGAGGAACAUCACGCUGCUGAACGGCGUGGCCAUUAUCGUGGGCACCAUCAUCGGCUCCGGCAUCUUCGUCACCCCCACGGGCGUGCUGCGGGAGGCGGGCUCGCCGGGGCUCUCGCUCGUGGUCUGGGCCGUGUGCGGCGCCUUCUCCAUCGUGGGCGCGCUGUGCUACGCCGAGCUCGGCACCACCAUCACCAAAUCCGGCGGGGACUACGCCUACAUGCUGGAGGUGUACGGCUCGCUGCCCGCCUUCCUCAAGCUCUGGAUAGAGCUGCUCAUCAUCCGGCCCUCCUCGCAGUACAUCGUGGCUCUGGUGUUCGCCACCUACCUGCUCAAGCCCAUCUUCCCCACCUGCCCCGUGCCCGAUGAUGCCGCUAAGCUGGUGGCGUGUCUGUGUGUGUUGCUGCUCACAGCUGUCAACUGCUACAGUGUCCGAGCUGCCACCCGUGUGCAGGACGCCUUCGCCGCGGCCAAGCUGCUGGCCCUGGCCCUCAUCAUCAUCCUGGGCUUCGUGCAGCUGGCAAGGGGUGAUGUGGAAAACCUGACCCCAGAGAAGUCCUUCGAGGGCACCAAGGUGGGCGUGGGGAACAUCGUGCUGGCUCUGUACAGUGGCCUGUUUGCCUAUGGAGGAUGGAAUUACUUGAAUUUUGUGACAGAAGAGAUGAUAAAUCCCUACAGAAACCUGCCCCUGGCUAUCAUCAUCUCCCUGCCCGUGGUGACCCUGGUGUAUGUGCUGACCAACCUGGCCUACUUCACCACGCUGAGCACCGAGCAGAUGCUGACCUCGGAGGCCGUGGCUGUGGAUUUUGGGAACUACCACCUGGGUGUCAUGUCCUGGAUCAUCCCUGUGUUUGUUGGGCUCUCGUGCUUUGGCUCUGUCAAUGGAUCUCUCUUCACUUCUUCCCGGCUGUUCUUCGUGGGAUCCCGGGAGGGACACCUUCCCUCCAUCCUGUCCAUGAUCCACCCCCGGCUGCUCACGCCCGUCCCGUCGCUGGUGUUCACGUGUGUCAUGACCCUGCUCUAUGCCUUCUCCAACAACAUCUUCUCAGUCAUCAACUUCUUCAGCUUCUUCAACUGGCUGUGUGUGGCCCUGGCCAUCAUUGGGAUGAUGUGGCUGCGCUACAAGAAGCCAGAGCUGGAGAGGCCCAUCAAGGUGAACAUCUGCCUGCCCAUCUUCUUCAUCCUGGCCUGCCUGUUCCUCAUUGCUGUUUCCUUCUGGAUGACACCCAAGGAGUGUGGGAUUGGCUUUGCCAUCAUCCUCAGUGGCAUCCCCAUUUACUUCUUCGGGGUCUGGUGGCAAAACAAGCCCAAGUGGGUCCUGCAAGGCAUCUUCUCUGCCACCGUGCUGUGCCAGAAGCUGAUGGAGGUGGUUCCUCAGGAGUCCUAGGCAGGAGCAGCAGGGACACUGAGCUCGAGGAAACGCACAAGGUUCUGCUGAGAUGACACAAGGAUCCCACCCCUCACUCCCAGUCCAGCACUGGAGCUGCCUCUGGCUGCCCCACAGCCCCAGGCUCUGGCAGCUCCUGCAGCCCCUGCAGCCCAGCCAGGAGGAGCCCUUGGUACGAGCAGGAGCCAGGAGGAGAAUCCCAAAGGGCAAUUCCAGGGGGUGCUGCUGUGCCCCUGGGUGUGUGAGGGCUGGGCUGGCUCUGGGGGCUCCUUUGCUUUGGCUCUGGGAUCUGCUGGAGCCUGGUUUGAGUGUUCAGAGUUCCUGGGGGUCCUGAGCUGCCUUACCUGGCCCAGGUGGGGGGUGGGAGGCAGAGUUGGCUGAUGAUGCUCACUGCCCCUGACUCACACCCGUGUGCUGCUGGACCUGGCAGUGGGACAGGGCAGGGCAGGGGCAGUGAUGUAGGGAGCCCUCAGCUGAGUGUCACUGUCCCUCACUGUCCCUGCCACCCUCUGGGUUUGGAUCAGCACUCUCAGUCCAAGGCAGCUCCCUGCUGCUGAGCCAGCCCCCAGGUGCUGCUCCCCACAGUGCCCAUCCCUGCAGUGAGCACUGAGGGGGAGUUCUGCAGGAGCCCAGGAGUCACUCACUCCUUGCCUGGCUCCUCCAUGAUUUCUGUGCCACUUUCACCCAGCAUGGCAGAGCAGCUCUGCUCUCUCCUCAUGCUUGCCCCAAACCACCUGCAGAGAGAAGCCAAGGGUGGGGAUUGCCCUGGCACAUUCCUGGGGUCUCUCUGUGCUGUUCCUCUGUCCUGCUGUGCUUCCUCUGGAAUGUGCCACGGAGCUGGCACCACCUGGGUCAGGGCUGUGGAGAUGUCCUGGCUGGCUGGAGCCACCCUGGGCUGUGGUUGGGCUGGAAGGGACCUCAGAGCCCAUCCAGUGCCACCCCUGCCGUGGCAGGGACACCUCCCACCAUCCCAGGCUGCUCCAAGCCCUGUCCAGCCUGGCCUUGGCACUGCCAGGGAUGCAGGGGAGCCACAGCUGCUCUGGGCACUGUGCCAGGGCCUGCCCAGCUCUGAGUAGUGCAGGUGAGUUCAGCUCUGAGGGCAGGGCUGGGCCUGGUCCUCCACCAGGUGUGCUUUGGUGAGACCCAGCACCAUCCUCUGCUCCAGAGCCAUCCCUGAGCACAAUCCAUGCUCUGCACGUGCAAUCCUGGUUUGCUGUGCUGGGUGCUGCCAUCCCAUCCUGGGCACACCCACAGUUCCUGUAUUCCCAGCAGUCAGCUCUGUCCCCUUAGGGACACCUUGGUCCCAAGUGUCACUUCUGGAAAGCUGCAGUUCCUGCACCAUUGCUCAUUGUGCCUCUGUGCUCCAUCACUUGGAAUUCUGAUCCUUUCCCCCUGGAGCUGCUUUGCUGUCUCUGUUGCAGAUCUCUGUGCUCGUGCUUUGUGCAGGUGGCUUGGUGAACUAUUCCCAUUUUUUUUGUAAACUUGGCCAUUGGGAAGCCAGGAUGCUCUGGGAGCUGUGGCUUCCCUCUGGAUUCUCCUUGAACAGAGUUCUCUGGGGUGAAGGGGCAUUAAGGACACCGUGGUACUCACUCAGGCUUGGUGCUGGGAUGUCCUGCAGCACUCCAGGUUGUGUUGGGGCAGCUCCACAUUGCACUGCCAGCCCUGUGUCCUGCUCUGACAGGAACAGGGGAGACAAUCAGCUCUUCAUUUAUUCCAUGGCAGCUGGGCUGGAGAUCCCCAAUCCAGCUCAGUGACAGAGUGGUGAUUCCCCAAUCCAGCUCAGUGACAAUGUGGUGAUCCCCAAUCCAGCUCAGUGACAAUGUGGAGAUCCUCAAUCCAGCUCAGUGGCAAUGUGAAGAUCCCCAAUCCAGCUCAGUGACAGAGUGGUGAUCCCCAAUCCAGCUCAGUGACAAUGUGAAGAUUCCCAAUCCAGCUCAGUGGCAAUGUGAAGAUCCCCAAUCCAGCUCAGUGACAGAGUGGUGAUUGCCCAAUCCAGCUCAGUGACAAUGUGGAGAUCCCCAAUCCAGCUCAGUGACAAUGUGAAGAUUCCCAGUCCAGCUCAGUGACAGGGUGGAGAUUCCCAAAUGUUCUCUCUGGGAGCUGAGUUAAUCCAUGAGGAUUUGCAGCUGGUUUGGGAAUAUCCAGAGGGCAGAACCCAAAGUUUUAAACCAGUGCCAUGAAUUGGAACAUCUGAGCUCUGAUGCCUGUGGAGAGGCUUUGGCAUAAAUAAGGUCAGGAAUCACAAAAUCUGAACUGGAGUUUUGGCUUCUUCCAGCUGCAGCUGAGAUGUCUGGAGCAGUGAUGGGAAAGCAGGGAGAGGUUUUUUUGGCUGUGAGGUCUCAGUGCUGGGUUCAGCUCUCAGUGGGGGCUCUCAGUGCCAAACCCCACCAGCAGAAUUCCUUGGGAUGCAAAGCAAAGGCUUUGGAGUCUCAGCCCCUGAGCCCAGAGUCAGCUGGCACCAGGGCUCCCCUCAGAGAGCUCAGGGUUGGGGCCACACUCCAAAGGUGGCUUGGACUCUGUCCAUCAGGUGAUGGCCAUCAGUGUCCUCCUGGUGACCCCUUCACACUGGUUUGAAAGAGGAGCUGUCACACUAAAAAUUCUUUUUAAGCAAUUAAUGGAUUUUCAUUAAAUCCUUAACUCCCUUGCUUUGCUUUUUGUGGAAUUCCAUGAUUUUUCACUUGCUGCUGAAGAUCUGUCUCUUGUACUAACCUGGCACUGAUCCCACGUUCAUGGGGAUCUCAUCAGCAUCUCCUUGGCAAUAGAGGUUUAGGAAGAAACUGAACCAGGUACCAGCACAGAGCCACACAAAGGCUGAAUUUGGUCAGCCACAGCUCACAUCUCAAAGUUCAUCUGCCAAAAAGUUGAUUUCUGUCACCCUGGAGUCAUUGAUCCCCCUGGUGACAGGGCUGGAGGAGCUGGGGUUGGUUUUUCCUAGAGAUAAUGAGGAAAGGGGUAAAACUGAAUUUAAUUUUAGGAAGAGAAGACAAGAAGUAGUUUCUCCAAUCAUGGAAAUGGCUGCCACAGCCUCUGCUUUUCCCACAUCUGCCCUUGGCUUGCACUGUUCUGAUGGAUUUGGGUAUGGGAAAGAGAGAAUUCAUCUCUGGGAAAGACCUUGCUGCUCAAACCAGGGGGAUUUUUGUCAUCCUGGUGGAUUUAUGUUAUCCUGGCAGAUUUCUAAUUAUUUUUUUUUAAACUUCCUGCAAAAUUUUUAGUCUUUCCCAUCUCAGACACCGUGUUCUGGUAAACAGGCUUUUGUUUGGAACAGCCCCCUCGGUGGCCACGGAGUUCAAAGGGACUCUGGCACAGUGGAACAAACUUUAAAGUCCCUUCAGCUGGAUUGGAACUCCUGGGAAGUGGCUUUGUUGUUGUCCAAGUCCCCUCCCAGUGGGUGGCUCGGGCAAGGGAAUCAGUCAGGCUCCUCCAGGGCUGCUCGUGGUGGGUCUGGCAGGGGCAGUGGGGCUGGGACAGACCUUCCCACAGUCCUGCUCUGGCUGCAGGGAAUCCCAGGGAAUGUCUCCACUCAGUCUGGGAAGGUACCUGUGUCUUCUAUUAUUUUUUAACAGAAAAUCAAAUUCCAAACCAAAUCCACGAGGAAACUGCCAGACAUUGUCCUUGCACAAUUCCAGCUGCUCCUGUGGGAUGGCAGCCUUCCCUCCUCCCCUGACAUGGGGAAAGGGCUGGAGCAGAGCAGCUCCUGCAGCUGGGAAAGGGCAGCCCCAGGGUGAGGAGCUCCAGGUGCUGAACUCUGGCUGUGACCCCAGGGAUUGAAUCCCAGCAGUCCCAGCCUUGUGCCAGUCCUGGGAGCAUCCUGAGUCUGGGAUGAGCCACAGCCAGCCAGGCUUGGCUGCCAAGCAGGGACAUCCCUGCAGGGGUGAGAAUCUGCUCCUUCAUCCCUGCAGGGGUGAGAAUCUGCUCCUUCAUCCCUGCAGGGGUGAGAAUCUGCUCCUUCAUCCCUGCAGGAAUUGGAAUCUGCUCCCUCAUCCCUGCAGGGGUGAGAAUCUGCUCCUUCAUCCCUGCAGGAAUGGGAAUCUGCUCCCUCAUCCCUGCAGGGACAGGAAUCUGCUCCCUCAUCCCUGCAGGGACAGGAAUCUGCUCCUUCAUCCCUGCAGGGGUGAGAAUCUGCUCCUUCAUCCCUGCAGGGACAGGAAUCUGCUCCCUCAUCCCUGCAGGGACAGGAAUCUGCUCCCUCAUCCCUGCAGGGGUGAGAAUCUGCUCCUUCAUCCCUGCAGGAAUGGGAAUCUGCUCCCUCAUCCCUGCAGGAAUGGGAAUUGCUCCCUCAUCCCUGCAGGGACAGGAAUCUGCUCCCUCAUCCCUGCAGGAAUGGGAAUCUGCUCCCUCAUCCCUGCAGGGACAGGAAUCUGCUCCCUCAUCCCUGCAGGGACAGGAAUCUGCUCCCUCAUCCCUGCAGGAAUGGGAAUCUGCUCCCUCAUCCCUGCAGGGACAGGAAUCUGCUCCUUCAUCCCUGCAGGGACAGGAAUCUGCUCCCUCAUCCCUGCAGGAAUUGGAAUCUGCUCCCUGAUUCAUGCAGGAAUUGGAAUCUGCUCCCUGCAGGAAUGGGAAUCUGCUCCCUGAUCCCUGCAGGAAUUGGAAUCUGCUCCCUCAUCCCUGCAGGGACAGGAAUCUGCUCCCUCAUCCCUGCCAGACAUCCCAGUUCUGCCAUUCCCAGGACAUUCCCUCAGUGCUCAGGGAGGCUCCAGGGGCUCCUCGUUCCUGGCUGUUCUCUGAGCAGUUACACCCAGGAUUGUGCUGGGUUUGCCUGGGCUGGAGUUCCUCCCAGUUGGAACUGGAGCUGGAGCUGGAGCAGGGUUGGGAAUGUGUGGGGGAUGCAGCAGAACUCCCAGACUGAGGAUGCAGUGGUAGGAAACGUGGCUUGGGGUCAGUGAUCCCAAAGGAUCCCAUGCCCAGAGGAUUAUUCCAUGUUCCCCUCCCAGUUCCUUACCUGAGAAAAGGGUGUUGCUUCCUCCAGCUGUGGAAGAGGUAAUGAGUAAAAAUAAAAAGUAUUUUUUUAAACACUGAAUUAAUUUCUAAACUGCCUAAAAGAGACUUUGUAGCUACAGCUGAGUUCUUCCCUGGGGCUGAGGCUGAGCCCAGCACAGGGGCUCUCCCCCAUCCCAGGCUCUGUGCUGGGAUCAGCCUCACACACAGGGAAAACUGCUUUGUUCAGAGGGCAGGGAGAGCUCUGUGUCCCACCAAAUCCUGGGAGAGGGAGGAUCUUGAGUGGUUCCCAGACCUCACCCCACCCUCAGAGCAAAGGGUGACCUUCACUCCUGGUGAAGAAUCUGAUUUUUCAAAGACACUUUGCUUUGUAUUUUUGUUGUUGUUUUUUUUUUAAACACAGGAAAAAAUUGCUCUUAACACACAUAAAAAAACCUAGACCUGAUUUACAAUUUUGUUACAUUUGGUUGCUUUAAAAAACCUGUUUUACUAAUUUAAAUAUUGCUAUAGAUGACACUCUAUUUAUUUGAAAGGGGUAAAUAUCUUUUAGUCUUAAUUUUUCUCCAGUAAGCACUGUGUAUUCCCAAUAUUUGUGUUCCUGCAGCACAAAUUCCACUGACUGAGGCUGGGCAGCCAGCAGCUCCUGAAUCCAAUGGCCUUGGACAACAAGAUGUCUCUGCAAUGUAUUUUAUUUUAUUUUUUUUUUUUUAGUAUUUCUUGAUUCUUUUAUGUCUGUGGUUUAACAAAUCUGUUCAAUGUUUGGGUUGUUCUAUGUUUUGGGUUGUUUUGUUUUGUUUUUUUUAACAAAGAAAGCUGAAUUACAACACUCUCGUUGCUGG
Oenanthe melanoleuca is the source of this 7856-nucleotide messenger RNA. It is a transcript of the gene SLC7A5, whose product is annotated as solute carrier family 7 member 5. Gene Ontology annotation, cellular component: membrane. Bases 511 to 2082 code for a protein of 523 amino acids. Gene Ontology annotation, biological process: amino acid transmembrane transport; neutral amino acid transport. The record is from RefSeq and is a predicted model, not a curated record. Gene Ontology annotation, molecular function: neutral L-amino acid transmembrane transporter activity; L-amino acid transmembrane transporter activity. NCBI's taxonomy places the organism in Eukaryota, Metazoa, Chordata, Aves, Passeriformes, Muscicapidae. The transcript has 10 exons.